Messenger RNA from Phycomyces blakesleeanus NRRL 1555(-), 1337 nucleotides. RefSeq lists its product as hypothetical. The transcript has 10 exons. NCBI's taxonomy places the organism in Eukaryota, Fungi, Mucoromycota, Mucoromycetes, Mucorales, Phycomycetaceae. The record is from RefSeq and is a predicted model, not a curated record. Bases 39 to 1337 code for a protein of 432 amino acids. Gene Ontology annotation, molecular function: protein binding.
ACCUAUUCUCUUUUCAUUUUCAUUUUAUAUAACUCUCUAUGUACAAACCAAUUCUGGGAUUGAUCUGCCUUGCCCUUGCUGGAACUGUUCAGGCAAUUGAAUCUCGAUAUGGACAAGGGUGUGCUUACAUUAAACACAGCAGAGAGAUAUAUUGCUUUGGUGGAGAGCCAUUCUCUAGUGCUUCCAAUGAUAUGCCAGUAUUUAGUCUAGACAUCACAGACAAAGGCACGAUGGAUCUAAAGACUUUAGAGUGGAAAACUAUUCCAAAGGCUUCAGGCGAUGUGGCUCCGCAAGCUGCAUCCAAGUUCAUGUUUUCUCCCACAGGAGACGAUGACUCAAUUUACAUAGAAGGUGGAAAGGUCUGCCCUGGAUGCCCUCCCAACUAUGGCUACACUUACUCAACAUCAAAAAAAUUGUGGAAGCAAAUGAAUAACUAUAAACCCAUAGUUACAACUCCAGCAGUGUAUGCCAAUGGUGCAAUCUGGUCCUUUGGUGGUGUAACAGACUCGCAAAUAGGCUUACCUCAAAAGAUUACUACUCUAUACAAUAUAGCAGUAAAAAUUAACACCACGACAUGGAACCAGGGCUAUUACACUUCCGAAACCAGCACUUAUCCUCAAGCCACAUGGGACUCAUCUAUGGUCUACUCUCCAUUAGAUAAUUUACUUAUAGUUAUUGGAGGUUACGAAUAUUUGGAAAAGUCUGUGCUUGUAAAGAUGGACGAUAUCAUUGCAAUUGAUAUAGGGGAGAAAAAGUACAGCAAACUGACCGGUACCACUUCGCUCAGUGGAUCACUACCAGAAUCUAGACACGGCCACACUGCAAUCAUGGACCCCACAAAUAAAUUUGUUGUUAUGUUUGGUGGCUGUGAUAGUAAUAUGGUUGGAAUGAAUGAUAUAUGGCUGUACAAUAUUGAGUCCAGAACUUGGGAGAAGAAGAAUACAUACGGUACCCCACCAAGCAAAAGAUGCCGCCAUUCUGUUGUGGUAGUUGAGAAUUACAUGAUCGUGUUAUUUGGAGAAUACUUGGGAUAUGCCACUGACGAUAUUGCCAUGGCUCUGGACCUAAACACCUGGACAUGGACAUCCCAGCCUGUAUUUGGAUCCCAAACCAACAAGGUUGAAAAACGCGGGGUUGAAGAAGCCACAACCACAGUCGAGUCUUCCGGUCUUUCAACAAAGGCUACUACUGGUGUCAUUGUCAGUGUCAUAUUUGUGGUUCUUGUUAUUAUUGGGUUUAUGGUAUUCUGUUUCAUGAGAAAGCGAAACGAUAGCCGUAGACGCCUGCAGUUCGCCCAGAUGGCCGAUCAGAAUACAUAUGUAGCCUUGGAAAAAUAA